UGUUCUCCACCUCUUCAUUCACAAUUCACACACGUCUCCAUGGAAACCAUGAACUCAAAAUCUCUCCAGAACAGAAAACAACAGAGAGAUCUUGAGACAGAAAAGAGUUUUUUAUAUGUAGCAGCCCUCACUGAAAUCAAGCACUAUGGUCACCGUAGAAUGUUUUAUUUAUUAUAAUUGACCAGUGUAUUGAGACAUGAAGUUCAACCGCAACACAACCACACAAAGAGAAAAGAAUCAAUCCGUAAACAAACUCCGUCACGUCACAUGUAGGGCAGUAAACGCGCGCGACUGUAAAGUUGUUGGACUGCAUUAAAGGUGAAUUUCUCUUGACACGAGUCUGCAGCACACACACAUAAUCACAGGCACAGACUCGCAUCUUCCUCCUCCUCCUCCUCCUCCUCCUCACCCACAUGAGCGCGAGACCGCGGGACGAGGAGCGCGUGCGCUCGGAGAUUAUGCGCCAGUGAAGUCAAAGCAGAGACACACGAGGAAUUAAGCCGCUAAAAGUAGAAAAAACAUGAAAUACAAAAACACCUGCAGAAGAGGAAAGACGGACGGGACGCUUUCUUUACAUCAGGAUUGGUGCUGUGUGUCGUCUGUCAGGAUGAUGUUGAAUCUUUCUGUGUAAAUGAAAACCAUCAUUGUGUCAUCAGUCACGGCUCACAAACACUGAACAUCACACACAGCCAUGGGGACCAACAGAGCCAACAGGUACAGUAUCGUGUCUCCAGAUGAGGAGAGACAGAAGAUCUCGGCCAUCGGUCUUCACAAUGGCCUCGGCUCCGGCCGGCGACAGUCUCCCGUCAGCGGCGUAAGCUCAGGUGGGGAGGGAACGAGCUCAGGAAUGGGAUCCGAGCACAACGGAAAGGUCUUCACCAGCGGCAGGAGUCACUUGCGGAGUCGCUUUGUGAAGAAAAACGGCCAGUGCAACAUCAUCUUCUCCAACAUGGAGGACAAGCCGCGGCGGUACCUUGCGGAUAUCUUCACCACAUGCGUGGACAUCCGCUGGAGGUACCUGCUGCUGAUCUUCUGCUCUGUGUCACUGGCGUCAUGGCUCGUCUUCGCAGCCGUCUUCUACAUCGCAUCUCUUGCUCACGGAGACUUCCAUGAAGACGAAGCAAAGGCCCGCAAGCCGUGUCUGCUGCAUGUGGAGGGUCUGGUGGGAGCUUUUCUCUUCUCCAUGGAGACUCAAACCACCAUUGGUUACGGCUGGCGCUGCGUCACGGAGGAAUGUCCCGUCGCCAUCCUGACGGUGGUGGUUCAGUCCAUCCUGGGCUGCGUGCUCGACGCCUUCAUGAUUGGCACCAUGAUGGCCAAGAUGGCACGGCCCAAGAAGAGGAACCAGACCUUACUGUUCUCUGAGAACGCCGUGAUAGCGCUGAGGGACAGAAAGCUGUGCUUGAUGUGGCGUGUGGGGAACCUGCGCAGAAGUCACAUCGUGGAGGCUCAUGUGCGUGCUCAGCUCAUACGGCCGCACGUCACAGCGGAGGGCGAGUUCAUCCCCCUGGAGCAGACGGAUCUGAAUGUGGGCUACGACGACGGCACCGACAGACUCUUCCUGGUGUCUCCUCUGGUGCUGGUGCACGAGAUCGACGAGGACUCCCCGCUCUGGGGAAUGAGCCGAACCGAUCUGGAGUCCGAGGACUUUGAGAUUGUGGUGAUCCUGGAGGGGAUGGUUGAGGCCACGGCCAUGACCACGCAGGCUCGGAGCUCCUACCUUUCUCGGGAGAUCUUGUGGGGUCACCGCUUCGAGCCGGUCAUCUUCGAGGAGCGCGACCGCUACCGGGUGGAUUACAGCCGCUUCCACAAAACCUACGAGGUGCCGUCCACGCCCGUCUGCAGCGCAAGAGAAUUGAGCGAGGUCACCGCCUCGUCCCGUUCUGAGAAGCCUGUGAGUCCGUCGCGUUCGCCCAGCGCUUUCUGCUAUGAGAAUGAGGUGGCGCUGUGCACUGGAGAGGAGGAGGGCGUGCGGGACGAAGAGGACUUUCAGACGUCGCAGGACUCCAGUAAUGUGCUGUGCAUGUUAGACAUGGUCGACCCAAUUGAGUUUGACAAUUUAAAAACAGCCAUACCUCUCGAUCCACUGACAUACAAGAGUGAGUCUGAGAUAUGA
This is a messenger RNA of Triplophysa dalaica, 2116 nucleotides long. Its product is annotated as ATP-sensitive inward rectifier potassium channel 12-like. Gene Ontology annotation, molecular function: inward rectifier potassium channel activity. Gene Ontology annotation, cellular component: plasma membrane. Gene Ontology annotation, biological process: regulation of monoatomic ion transmembrane transport; potassium ion import across plasma membrane. Lineage: Eukaryota; Metazoa; Chordata; Actinopteri; Cypriniformes; Nemacheilidae. The transcript has 3 exons. The record is from RefSeq and is a predicted model, not a curated record. Bases 692 to 2116 code for a protein of 474 amino acids.